AUGUCGACGGUGUUCAACCUCGAAAUGGAGCGGGGCCUGACAGUGAGACACGCUGUUUGGAUUUGCACCUUUGCCAACAAUCAGUUUGAGGUGGUGCUCGGGACGCGGCUUCUCAGUUCCCCAUUCUUCCGAGGAUUUGGGGAGGCCAAGGAGACCGCCUUAUUCCUGGAUUUUGCCGCGGACAGCCUCAGCAGGUCCUGGUGCACUUUCGAGCUGGCGGUCACCACGGACACGGAGCAGGCGCGCUUGCGCUGGCGUCUCCGCGAAGAGCUCGCGGAGACCCGAGGAGUCCCGGCCAGGGAGGUGACCUGGGCAGAGGUCGAGCAGCGCCUCAUCCAGGAACGUGGGAAGCUGACGACGGACCUCUUUGAUGGGCAGAAGCCGCUUCUGCUUUGCACACCAGCUGGCUUAGUGGGCUCGCGGCGCGUGACCUCUGGACCUGUGCUCGAGGCUCUCCGAGUCCUCGAGACCUGCAAGGCAGAGGCCUCCAAGGAUUCGGACCGCCGCCGCAUCUUGAACUACAUUGCGCACUCCUACUUCUCC
Molecule: messenger RNA, 543 nt
Organism: Symbiodinium necroappetens
Lineage: Eukaryota; Dinophyceae; Suessiales; Symbiodiniaceae
Source: the annotation of a GenBank genome assembly